UGUUUUCCAAGAUGGCGACUCCGGUGUAUACACCGUUUGUGUUCCUCCUGUUAUUAUUUCAAAGCGGCGUUUGGGGCUUUCCCGUCCGUCAAACACCCCAAGAAAGUCCGACAUGUGGAUACAAGUCAUGUCAUGCUACCAAGCCUGGGAUGUUGAACGUGCAUCUGGUGCCCCACACCCACGACGACGUCGGCUGGCUCAAGACCGUGGACCAAUACUUUUAUGGCGACCGUAAUGACAUCCAGCACGCGGGGGUGCAGUACAUUCUGGACUCUGUGGUGGACCAGCUGCUGAAGAACCCUGACAGACGCUUCAUCUACGUAGAGACAGCCUUCUUCUACCGCUGGUGGAAACAACAGACUGAUGACAUGCAGAACACUGUCAAACAGCUAGUCAAUGAGGGGCGGUUGGAGUUUGUGAACGGUGGCUGGUGUAUGAGUGACGAGGCCACCACCCACUACAGUGCAGUCAUAGACCAGAUGACUAUGGGCCUGCGGUUCCUCAACGAUACGUUCGGACACUGCGGUCGCCCCCGCGUCGCCUGGCACAUCGACCCCUUCGGACACGCCCGCGAGCACGCCUCCAUGUUCGCACAGAUGGGUUAUGACGGCUUCUUCUUUGGUCGUCUGGACUACCAGGAUCGUAGCAGGAGGAUGGUAGCCAGGGAACAGGAGAUGUUGUGGAGGGCCAGCGAGAGCCUCACCCCCCCUAUGGCUGACCUCUUCACGGGUAUCCUCCCUAACGGGUACAACCCUCCGGAGGGAUUCUGUUGGGACCAGUCAUGUGACGAUCCACCAAUCAGAGACAACCCUGAUCUGGAGGACUAUAAUGUUGACGAUGUGGUGACCAGGUUCCUCCGCAUCGCACAGGCACAGGCAUUGGUGUAUAAAACCAACCACAUCAUAAUGACUAUGGGGUCAGACUUCCAGUAUGAGAACGCCAACCUGUGGUACAAGAACCUGGACAAGCUCAUUCGCUACGUCAACCAGAAGCAGAGUAAUGGCUCUGAAGUCAACGUUCUCUACUCUACACCCUCCUGUUACCUACAGGAGCUACACAGGGCUAACCUCACAUGGCCUCUAAAAGGGGAUGAUUUCUUCCCCUAUGCUGACUCCGCUCAUGACUUCUGGACAGGAUAUUUCACCAGCCGUCCAGCCCUGAAACGCUAUGAGAGGAUCAGCAACAGCUACCUGCAGACGUGUAAUCAGCUGGAGGUCCUUGGUGGUCCCAUCUCAAGGAAAGGUCCCUUUGGAGCUGGAGACAGUGACACCCUGAAAAAGGCCAUGGCAGUGGCUCAGCAUCACGACGCCGUAUCCGGGACUGAAAAGCAACACGUUGCUAACGACUAUGCUAGGAGACUGGCCAACGGCUGGGCACACUGCCAGGUGUUGGUCAGUAACACUCUAUCCUCUCUGAGUGGAUCAUCUGCUCCUCGUGUUUACUGUGAACACCUCAACAUCAGUGUGUGUCCCCUCACAGAGACCAGCAAGAAGUUCUCAGUGAACGUGUACAACCCUCUAGCUCGUCCAGUCAGUUGGCCAGUCAGACUGCCAGUCAACGGGACAGCCUACAGUAUCUCAGAUCCUAAGGGCAAGGCUGUGGACAGUCAGGUUGUCCCAGUGUCCCAGGCCACAGCGGCGGUGCGAAGGGGCAGGGGGUACGCUGUCAACGAGCUGUUGUUCCAGGUUCAGGCCCCUCCCCUGGGCUACAGCACCUACUCUGUCUCCCUGCUUCAGAACGGGCCUCCAUCUCCAGAGUCCUCUCCACUGCCCAGGGCUCCCAAGACUGUACAGAACAAGUUUCUCAGGGUGACCUUUGACCCAGAGACGGGUCUCCUCAGCAGCCUCAGUAACCUGGAGACACAACAGACUGUCAAACUGUCACAGAACUUCUACUGGUACAACGCCAGCGAUGGUAACAACUCAGAGAGUAUUCAGAUGUCAGGGGCCUACAUCUUCAGACCGAACACCUCUACCCCCUUCAUCAUCAGCAAGACGGCUAAGAUAGAAACACUACAGAAUUCCGUGGUGCAGGAGGUGAGACAGUGGUUCAGUCCCUGGGUCUCUCAGGUGGUCCGUCUCUACACAGACAGCAGGGCUCUAGAACUGGAGUGGACUGUAGGCCCGGUGCCUAUAGGUGAUGACCUGGGUAAAGAGGUGAUAAGUCGUCUAGACAGCAGCAUCAACUCCUCUGGUGUCUUCUACACAGACUCUAAUGGCAGAGAGGUGCUGCAGAGACGGAAAGACUACCGCCCCACGUGGAACCUGAGGCAGUCUGAGCCAAUUGCUGGCAACUACUAUCCAAUCAACUCUAGAGCUUACAUUAAGGAUGACAAGGACCAGCUGACUGUAGUGACGGACCGUUCUCAGGGAGGCGGCAGCAUUCAGGAUGGAUCACUGGAGAUCAUGCUCCACCGUAGGUUGCUGUACGAUGACGUCCGGGGUGUAGGUGAGCCCCUCAAUGAGACGUCUGACAUUUACCCAGAAGGCCUGGUGGUUCGUGGUCGCCUCCUCCUCUCCCUCAGCCCCCCUGCCACGGCCGCUGACACACACCGCCCCCUAGCACAGGAAGUGGUACUGCAGCCUCUCAUCACGUUCACCGACGGAGAGCUGCACCCUAGUACCAGGCUGGAGUUCUCUGGCCUACAGGCAGUGCUGCCCCCUGCUGUUCACCUGUUGACAGUGUCUCAGUGGGACCAGGACUCAGUGCUGCUCAGACUGGAGCAUCAGUACCAAGCCUCAGAGAGCAAGGAGCAUUCCCAGCCUGUUACUGUUAAUCUGCAGAAGCUGUUCUCCACUCUGGACGUGCUGGGCGUGUCCGAGAUGAACCUGUCAGCCAAUCAGUGGAAGGAUGAGAUGACGCGUCUGGACUGGAAGGCGGAGUCAGGUGAGAUGCCCCUGCCGAAGAGAGGGGGAGACCCCUCUGUGUGGGAGGUGAACCUCAAGCCCAUGGAGAUAUGCACCUUCCUGCUCCGUGUCAGGCAGAGAUAGUCAAUCACCAACCUCCAUUCCAGAACUAGCCAAUGACCAAUCAGCACUGCAGUAGCAAUCAACCAAUCCCUGUGGCUUAACAAUUAUGAACUCACUGCCUUGAUUGGAUGUAAAUAAUUUGGGGUCUGAGUACAUGAAGAUGAUGAACAGGAUUAUCAUGUUUCUUGUCAUAAUUCAGUUGACAGGAGUGGGUUUUAAAAACCUUCUAUAAAAGAGCUUGAAGCAUAAGAACAAUCCCUUUAUUGUAAUAUUACAGUGCCAAAACCACAACCUUCCAUUUCAAAGACAUUUUCCAGAACUACUUAUUGUUGAUAUGUUAGUGACCAACUAUUCACACACACCUGUUACCAAUAUAUAUUUUCUACAAUGCUGAGUGAAUAUUCUGUGCCAUAAGUGAUUUUUAUUUAUCUCGAAUGCGCCUUUCGUAAUUGAAUGCCUUUUUAAAAAUGAGUGGUUUAGGCUGCAUUUACACAGGCAGCCCAAUUAUGGGCAAAAGAUCCAAUCUGAUUGGUCAUAAGACCAAUUAGUGGCAAAAGAUCAGAAUUGAACUGCUUGUGUAAACACAGCUUUUGUGUUAAAUCAUAGUGAUCAAUGUGCAGCUGAUAUUAAACCCAGUGUGUAUUCACUCACCCAUUCCUCCACAUGAUUACAAUGGAAGUCAAAGCACAUAGGAAAUUAUACAAGUUGUUAUAAAAAUGAACCAUCAGUAAAAGCUA
This is a messenger RNA of Salvelinus namaycush (lake trout), 3706 nucleotides long. RefSeq names its product lysosomal alpha-mannosidase-like. Gene Ontology annotation, cellular component: lysosome. NCBI's taxonomy places the organism in Eukaryota, Metazoa, Chordata, Actinopteri, Salmoniformes, Salmonidae. Gene Ontology annotation, molecular function: alpha-mannosidase activity; carbohydrate binding. The record is from RefSeq and is a predicted model, not a curated record. Bases 12 to 2990 code for a protein of 992 amino acids. Gene Ontology annotation, biological process: mannose metabolic process. The transcript has 23 exons.